Arachis stenosperma is the source of this 1249-nucleotide messenger RNA. RefSeq names its product peroxidase P7. NCBI's taxonomy places the organism in Eukaryota, Viridiplantae, Streptophyta, Magnoliopsida, Fabales, Fabaceae. Gene Ontology annotation, biological process: hydrogen peroxide catabolic process; response to oxidative stress. The transcript has 3 exons. The record is from RefSeq and is a predicted model, not a curated record. The coding region runs from base 35 to 988 and encodes 317 amino acids. Gene Ontology annotation, molecular function: peroxidase activity; heme binding.
UUAGAUACAAACUCCCUAUAUACGAACUAAUCAUAUGGCUUCUAGAUUGGUGAUUGCUUUGGCUGUCUUUGCCCUUGUAUUGGGGAAUGGCAAUGCGCAACUUUCCACAAACUUCUACUCUAGUUCAUGCCCCAAACUCUUUUCCACUGUGAGAUCCACAGUUCAAUCUGCCAUAUCAAAGGAAGCCCGUAUGGGUGCUUCUCUCCUCCGCUUGUUCUUCCAUGAUUGCUUUGUCAACGGAUGCGAUGGAUCGAUUCUACUAGACGACACAUCAAGCUUCACCGGAGAGAAGAACGCAAACCCAAACAGGAACUCAGCCCGUGGAUUCGAAGUGAUUGACGCCAUCAAAACUGCCGUUGAGAAAGUCUGCCCUGGUGUUGUCUCAUGCGCUGAUAUCCUCGCCGUUGCUGCCAGAGACUCUGUUAAUAUCCUUAAAGGCCCAACUUGGAACGUCAAACUUGGAAGAAGAGACGCCAGAACAGCCAGCCAGUCCGCCGCCAACAACGGCAUCCCUCCACCCACUUCCAACCUCAACCAACUCAUCUCCAGGUUCAGCGCUCUCGGACUUUCCACCAAGGACUUGGUUGCACUAGCAGGCGGUCACACAAUUGGACAAGCAAGAUGCACUAGCUUCAGAGCGAGACUCUACAACGAGAGCAACAUAGAAGCUUCGUUCGCCACAAGCAGGAAAACCAACUGUCCCAGAGCAUCGGGUACAGGGGACAACAACCUUGCGCCGCUUGAUCUCCAAACACCCACGGCCUUCGACAACAACUACUUCAGGAACCUUCUUCAGAACAAGGGGCUGCUCCACUCCGACCAGCAACUCUUCAACGGUGGCUCCACCGACUCUAUAGUCAGAGGCUACGCCUCCAACCCGACCUCAUUCUCCUCUGACUUCAUCAGCGCCAUGAUCAAGAUGGGAGACAUUAGUCCCCUCACUGGAUCUAACGGUGAAAUCAGGAAGAACUGCAGGAGGAUCAACUAAAUCAUAUACAUUAUUAGUAACUAUACAAUAAGUUGUUAACAUGUUUUGAAUUCUCUUCUUGUUUCCCAUUGUUAUUCAUGUGUCCACUGUCCCUUCAUUUUGCUCCUUAUGUUUAGUUUUUUUUUUUUUCGGAUUAUUAUUGUUAUAUUAAUUAAGGCUUUAUAAGCGCCCAAGAGGGAAGGGAGUGGUUUUAUUUGAUUUGAUCUACAAAUGUGCUCUUCAUAUUCCUUUUAUAGAAAUUAAGUGUGGUAUUAUUAAUUA